UUUAACCGAUCUUGGCAUUUUUUCUUCGCCUGAAGAUGAUGAAACUCCACAUAUUUUGGAUGUUCCCCAUCGCUUUUGGACUUGGGCUAAAGAGUAUUUGCGACAUAUCUCUUUGGAUUAUGUGAAUGAAUACAAAGAAAAAAUGCUCGAUCGCUUCUCUGAAGAAAAUAUUAUUGGAAAUUAUUGUUCGCAAAAUAUUGAAAAAAACGGUAUAAAAAUUUUAAAAUUUUUUGGGGAAUACAAUCGAAUCUUAUUUUUAGAUAUCCUUAAGAUUAGUAUCCCUUUUGAAUCCUUUAAAAUCAUUUGUGGGAGGGAGGGGGUUCAGGAGGGUGUGUUAGGCUAA
Molecule: messenger RNA, 343 nt
Organism: Meloidogyne enterolobii
Lineage: Eukaryota; Metazoa; Nematoda; Chromadorea; Rhabditida; Meloidogynidae
Source: the annotation of a GenBank genome assembly